Molecule: messenger RNA, 778 nt
Organism: Drosophila innubila
Lineage: Eukaryota; Metazoa; Arthropoda; Insecta; Diptera; Drosophilidae
Exons: 1
Coding region: 128-592 (154 amino acids)
Source: RefSeq, a predicted model, not a curated record
AUUCAUAUUACAACAAUAUCGUAUAGUUAUCCGAUUUAAAAGCUUUAUUACACAAAUUUACUGCCACAUUUAUAACUUUUGUUUGAAACUUCAAAAGUUACACAGAGAAAGGAAAAAUCCCUUAAAGAUGCCUCCUUUUUGUUGCGGUGGUCGUCGCUGUGCCGCAGAUAUAAAACGUCGUGUGGAGGGGAACAGCGAGCUUCUGUUGGAUGAUGAGCACACUGCAUCUCAGCAGAGUCCAAUAACUGUUACGGAGGCCGAGUCUCCAUUGACGCUGAAGUUCUAUGCACGUCACGAUUGGCCGUAUUUCAACUGCACCGAUGAACAGAUUCAGCGUAUGCGCAAAAAAUUUGAAAAGGAUGUACAGAAAUCAACAGAGGAGGACAAUGCCAGUCAGGCAACUGGCGGGAAGGCCAAGAAGUAUGAGCCAAAGCAUGCCACAGCUCAGCCCAUGACGGAGAACCAAAUAUACGGAUGGUAUCAACAUCGUGCCUAUCGUUAUUUAAAAAAAGAUCGUGGCAUUUUCGUUUUUCCGCGCGAGGGUGAUCCAUUGAUCAAGCUGAUUUUGGCUUCCAAAUGGAUGGGUCAUUAGAAAACAAUCACCAGGCAGAACUAAUAUUUUCAUAGAAGGAGGAGUAGCUCUGCAAGACUUGACGACACCUCGCCUAUUGUUAUUAAAUUAAAUUUGAAUUGAAAUUUAUAACAGUUUCAAUUUAUGGAAUUUUUUGUGGAUCUCUAUUAAGCUAUUUAAAUAAAGCUUUGUAGGAUUCUCGAAACA